This is a messenger RNA of Myxocyprinus asiaticus (Chinese sucker), 2597 nucleotides long. Its product is annotated as zinc finger MYM-type protein 1-like. The record is from RefSeq and is a predicted model, not a curated record. NCBI's taxonomy places the organism in Eukaryota, Metazoa, Chordata, Actinopteri, Cypriniformes, Catostomidae. The transcript has 4 exons. The coding region runs from base 794 to 2227 and encodes 477 amino acids.
GUCUACAGCUGCUAGUGCUUAUGUUUUCACCGUCUUCGUUCCCUUAACGCUGCAAACUUGGAUGGUGAAGGUUCAGAUGAAGACAGCCAGAGUGUCAGUGAUGGGGAUCAUGAUCCCCCAUCACCAGAACCAGAGUCACCAAACAGUUUUUCCCUCCCUGUAGGACCUGAUGACAUUUUUGAGUGCAGAGCAGAGGAUUCUGUCCAGCCAAAGAAUUAUUCUGCUCCCCUAGGACCUGAUGACAUUUCCCGGUCCAGAGCAGAGGGUCCUGUGCAGCCUCAACUCAAGGUCUUCCCCAAGACACGGCAUGGGAAUAGAAAGAGAGCCUUCAGUGCUUCAUGGUAUAUGGACAACUCAUGGAUAGAAUACUCUAUUAGUAAAGAUUCUGUUUUUUGCUAUGCCUGCAGGCAUUACUCCCUUCCAAGUGCUCCAUCAUCCAUAUUCACAUCAGAAACAGGCUUUUCUAACUGGAAAAAAAGCCUUGUGCAAGGAAGGUGGCUUUAAAGGUCAUUCUAAAUCAGACCAUCACAGAAGUGCAAUGUUUGCAUGGAAGCAACAUCAAAUGGUUAUGCAAACAAAUACAUGCAUUGUAAAUUGAAUAAAUAAGGAGAGGGAAAAGAAAAUUAAAGAGAAUCAGGAAUACAUCAAAACAAUUGCAGAGGUACUCCUGUUAACUGCCACCCAGAAUAUCGCCCAAAGAGGUCACAGAGAGUCUGAUGACUCAAAUAACAAGGGCAACUUUUUAGCCAUUUUGGAGCAGAUUGCUAAACAUUAUCCCUUAAUAGAGAAGCGAAUGAAUGCUUAUGGCAAUGCCAAGUACACAAGCAAAGGUAUACAAAAUGAAAUACUCGAAUGCCUGGCAGAAAUGGUUCAAGCUGACAUAAUAAAAGAAGUUCGAGAAAGUGAGGUUUUCAGCAUAAUUGCUGAUGAAACAAAAGACCUUCAAAAGAAGGAGCAAGUAUCACUGGUUAUCAGGUAUUACUACAAUGGGAUGACACAUGAAAGCUUUCUUGACUUUAGAAGGGCUGACAGCUUAGAUGCUGCAGGCCUUACCAGCUUGAUAAUAAAUUGCCUUGAAAGACAUGGACUAGAAUAUCGUACCAACCUGGUUGGUCAGGGCUAUGAUGGUGCAGCUGUUAUGAGUGGCAAGCACUCAGGCGUGUGUACAAGAAUCCAAGAUGUGGCAAAGUAUGCAUUUUAUGUGCAUUGUAAUGCACACUGUCUGAACCUUGUUAUUGUGGAUAGUGUCAAGUCAGUGUCUGGGGCAGAUUGUUUUUUUUCUCUCCUACAAAAACUUCACUGCUUCAUCUCUGGAUCAUACAUACACACCAAAUGGCUUGAAAUUCAGAGAGAAAUGUAUGGUGGCCAGUCUCGUGAAAUUCCAAGACUAAGUGAUACUAGGUGGGCUUGCAGGUAUGAAGCAUGUCACAACCUGUUAGACAGACUCCCUGCAGUAGUCUGUGUCCUUCAGGAGAUUGGACUUGAGAGUAAUGGGGAUCGGGCAGUUGAUGCUCGUGGUUUACUAGGCCAAAUUGACUUAAAUUUCACUGGGCUUCUGGUUACUUUUAGUAAAGUACUGGGCCAGUCCAAGUUCUUGUCUGACAUACUGCAGUCCCCCUCAUUGGACCUAGAAGCAGCUGUGAGUCUUGUCGAUGCAUUACUUGACACUUUGCAGCAUUAUAGGACUGAUGCUUUUUUUGAGGUUUUAUGGGCUGAGGUUGAGAAAAUUGCUGUGAAUUGUGAUGUCACUAUGGAAAAGGCUGAGAAAAGGCAGUCAGUGAGGAAUAGGAGGCUAGGUGGAUACUUAGUCACUACACCAACUGGUGAGCAUAGAAUAGAUCAUGAUGAUAAGGAAAGCUUUCAGAAACAUGUGUUCUAUCCAGUACUCGACUCCAUGAUGGGUGAACUCCAAAGACGUUUCUCUAAACCAAAUUGUAAAAUAAUGAAAGGAAUCCAAGCCCUGCAUCCACAAAGCAGCACCUUUUUACAUGAAGAAGAUCUUUUUGCUUUUGCUGAGAUUUUUGAUUCAAAUGUUGAUGAUUUAGCACAUGAGUUACAUCAAAUCAAGAGAGUGUUGGAGAGGAAAGAAAAUAGUGGAAUGAAAAGGCUGAUGACCCUCCUUGAGUUUGUCAAAUUUGUAGAACCAUUCAAGGAGGUAUUCCAUGAGCUUUUUAGGCUUGGCAAGAUUGCUAUUGUAAUACCAGUCAGCAGUGCCUCAUGUGAAUGAAGCUUUUCAGCUCUUAGCUUAAUUAAAAACCACCUGAGAACAACAAUGGGGGAUGACCGCUUGAAUCACAUUGGAGUAUUGAAUCCAGGAGGGCAAAGACACUAGAUAUGAAUGAAUUUCUCAAAGGUUUUGGUGUCAGUCACAAAAACCGGAGAAUUGUUCUUUUUUAAGAUAGGACUUACCUGUUACUCCAGUGAUACUCCUGUGUAUUAUAGACUUACCUGUUACUCCAGGGAUUUUCUCCUGUGUAUUAUAGACUUACCUGUUACUCCAGGGAUACUCCUGUGUCUGAGGAUAGUUACCUGUGUACUCCUUAACUUUUGUGUUGCCUGCUUAACCUACUGGCCUGUACUCAUCUGUUUAUCAUCAA